CAUCCAAUCAUCUAUUAUUUUUUUCUUGACCAACAUAAAUUCCUCUUAAUCAACUCCUCCAAAGUCUGUCCCGACCACAGUAUGAUGGGUUUCUCCAAAGCAUCUUCCCGCCUUGUACCAGUUCUGUUUGUAGCUUUGACAGCAUUGAUGUUGCCUGUUUAUGGCCAGAUCAAUACUCCAUGCAAUCCAUCGAUGCUCAGUACCUUCACCCCUUGUAUGAAUUUCCUUAGGAAUAGCACUGCCAAUGGUACUUCACCAACUGCAGAUUGUUGCCAAUCUCUUAAGACCCUCACAAGUGGUGGCAUGGGCUGUUUCUGCCUCAUUGUGACCGGAGGUGUCCCUUUCCAGAUACCAAUCAACCAAACUCUAGCUAUCUCUCUUCCCCGGGCUUGUAACAUGCCUAGUGUCCCCGUCCAAUGCAAAGCUACCUCUGGUGUACCUGUUCCUGCUCCAGGUCCGAUCGCACUCUCACCCACCUUGUCUCCUGGAGCUUCACCAACUCUAAGCCCAAAGGGUUCCUUUGUGCCUGAACCAUCACCGUCCGCUGAGGCACCAGAAUCCGACACCACACCGGCUCUAACUCCGCCAUCUUCAACAGUGGGUUCUGAGGCCCCAACAGCCACUACAGGGAGCCGCCCUGUUCUUACCCCGUCAUCUGCCAACCCCGCUUACUCUUUUUCACCAUUCCUUGUGGUGUUCACAUUAGCAUUUGUGAUUUUCAAGAGCUUCUAGGCGGCGAUAUCUCCUAUUUCUACGUAUUAAUCCAUUUGUUUGAGAAGUUUAUUCUUUUAGGGGUGUGAGUGACACAAUUGUUUUGAGAGCUAUAUUGGGUGAUUGUUCCUAAAUAAAAUGAUAUUAGUGUAAGUUUUACUGAAUAAGUAAAUUAGAAGAUUUGUUUAUUUCUCU
Molecule: messenger RNA, 906 nt
Organism: Theobroma umbraticum
Lineage: Eukaryota; Viridiplantae; Streptophyta; Magnoliopsida; Malvales; Malvaceae
Product: Bifunctional inhibitor/lipid-transfer protein/seed storage 2S albumin superfamily protein
Source: RefSeq, a predicted model, not a curated record